Lecanosticta acicola is the source of this 537-nucleotide messenger RNA. The record is from the annotation of a GenBank genome assembly. NCBI's taxonomy places the organism in Eukaryota, Fungi, Ascomycota, Dothideomycetes, Mycosphaerellales, Mycosphaerellaceae.
AUGGUAGUCAACGCACUCUGGGGCUUUUUCCAAAGCAGUUGGUGGAGCGAUAUGGGCGAGACGAUGAAGGGUGCCUGGAAGGGGCAGGGAGGUGAGUUUAGGCUCCAUUAUUCAGCAUCCCAUCAUCCCCAUCAUCCCUCUCCAUCCCAUCACACGUCUCUAGAUCGCGCCGCAUGUGGAAUUCCGAAACAGGCACACUGACGUUUGGUUCUGUUUCCUCCUCUCAGCGGGACUGCAGGGCGCUUCGACGGCGGUGGGGAAUUUCGCGGCGGAGACGGUCCAGUCCAAGGGACAGAAAGCGGCGGAUGCGGCGAAUGCGAGUCUGACGGAGAUGGCGAAUGGUGAGUUGAGUGGUGUCCGGAUACCUUGUAUCGGCGUGGGUGGGGGGGGGUUUUUUUUGGCUGAUCCGGUUCGUUCUCUGCAGGCAAUAAGAGGACGGCUCCGACCAUCGGGGGAACGAGUAUCGAUGCGGGUUCGCAGGCUGUCAAUCAGCAGACGGGUUCUGCCGAUCACCUGGGGAUGGCAUUGAAGAAGUGA